Spodoptera exigua (beet armyworm) is the source of this 2283-nucleotide messenger RNA. The record is from the annotation of a GenBank genome assembly. Lineage: Eukaryota; Metazoa; Arthropoda; Insecta; Lepidoptera; Noctuidae.
AUGCCUGAAGCCAACUGGGUAAUACGCACAUUCAAUAAAUUGGAGGAGUAUAAGAUAGUUCAGCUUCUGAUAUUGUUCAUCAAGCUGUUCUUUAUCGUGAUCGAAGAAAUCGCAAACGGAAUCUUCAUAACCCUGAGCAGACUGUUCGAAGAGGACGGCCAGAUCGUAAAAGGUGAUGAAUGGAGGGUUCAAGAUCAGGCAAUGAUCCGUCGGCUGCGCGCGCGCCGCUCCCAGCGCCCGCGCCAUCUUGUGGGCGGAGCUUACGAAGCAGUUCGUGUCGGAGCGCAUCUUCCUUUCGACUCAGUGUUCCGUGGAAGCGCUGCGUUGGAAAGAGAAAACGCCGAGCGCAUCGGUCCGGCGGAGAGGCGGGCGUGGGAGUGGUGGGGCGGCGCUGGGCGGCGCGGCGGCGGAGGCGGCGCGCGCGCACUGCCGGCUCGCACGCGCAGCGACGCACACGCACGCGCACGCAUGAAGACCGAGGACCAGAGCACGGAGGAGGCGGCGCGCCGCGCGCCCGCCACGCGCAGGCAGGAGAAGCCACCCUUCUCCUACAUCGCCCUUAUUGUGAUGGCUAUACGGCACUCGCCCAACAAACGACUCACGCUCAGCGAAAUCUAUGCGUUCCUGCAACAACAGUUCCCGUUUUUCCGCAGUUCCUAUCAAGGCUGGAAAAAUUCUGUUCGCCAUAAUUUAAGUUUGAAUGAAUGCUUCGUGAAGUUACCCAAAGGCUUGGGCAGGCCGGGGAAGGGGCACUACUGGACGAUAGACCCUUCGUCGGAAUUUAUGUUCGAAGAAGGUUCGUUCAGAAGAAGGCCGCGUGGAUUCCGUCGGAAGUGUCAAGCGUUAAAGCCUCAAUUCGGGAGCGGGAGCUACCUUUGUGGGGGCGGCGUACCAGCUCUGCCGCCUUCGCAGCCCACGGGCUACGAGCUCGCCAGCGGCAGCGGCGCGGCGUCCGCCGGCGGAGGGUCCAUCGACUACGGAGCGUGCGCGUACUCGCACGCCAGCUCGAGCCAGCAGCUGGCGUACGGCGGGGAGUACUGCGCGUACGGCGCCAUCAACGAGCGCGAGUGGCCGCUGCCGUACGGCGGCGUGGAGCCGGGCUACCGGCCGCCGCCCUCCUCGCCGCCGCCGCACCACGACCUGCCCGACCUCAUCCCCAACUACCAGUACGCCGUGCCCAACGACCACGAAUCCCCUGUUCAUUAUAAAGACUACACCGAAGAAGAAUGGAGACUUUUGAACAAUAUUUAUGAUGAUGUGUUUCCUACUUCACAACUAGAAGAAGACAAGUCUAAUGAAAGUCUGGCAAAUGAUUCCCAUAAUGUUAUACUUGGCAGUGAAGAAGGUACACCAAUGCCAUCACCUGUCUCUGGACAAGACCUUACUUUCGGUAUACCCCUGUCUGAAGACCCCGUAGACGCCCCUAAUGAAGAAAGAUUACUGAUGCAGUUGCUUCCUUCUGGACUAGACCUUCCUAUUGACACAACACCAAACGUAACUGAUGACCCUGUAAAUAUACCAAGUUUAAGUUCACUAAUUUCAAUAUCCGACAGUGAAUUCAGUAAUUCUCCUAAUCCAUCUUCUUCACGCAAGCGCAAGCCGACGUACAAAACUGAUCUUGGUCGUAAACGAAAACGGCACAUCAAAGAUUGGGUCGAUGUUCGUAGAAAAACAUUGACAAACUGCGGGCUACAAUAUGUUUCCAAGAAAGGUAAAAUUGUGCCCGCUAAAUCCAUGAAACCACCAUGUCCUCUAACCUCCCCCCGGGUCAUCCUCCGCCUGAAGCAGGUGCUUACCGCAUACGGAAGCUUCUCUAGACACCUGUUUCGGUACCGGCGAGAGGACAUUGUGAGGACCACCCAGAGGACACGGUGCCCUGCGCUGCUUGGGCUGAGCUCCGCAGCCGUCUCCGCGGGGGUCAGGGAAGUGGUCGGCGGCGGCGAACUCUCGUGUCCGGCCUUAGUCGGUGUAGGCUCAGCUCGCCCCUUGGAUCUCGCCCCUGAUUGCCUCAGUGCAUCAACUCGCUCCUUAAAUUAUAUUAUUAGAUACUCCAACUCGCCCCCGAUUGUUGGGGGCGAGCUGAUACUACACCCCUUAGUCAAGGUCAUGGUGCUUAGUGAGAGGAACUGGGAAGCCGUCUCCUUUUGCUGCGAAGCAGUGAUGGUCGUGGGAGUGCGUGAGGAAACUAUCCUCCUCACACCCCAGCCACUACUGCAGGCGAAUAGUGGACUACUCCAGCUGGGGCCCAACAGGGUAUCUGACACUCCUCUCGCCUCGCCCUGA